Messenger RNA from Hemicordylus capensis (graceful crag lizard), 825 nucleotides. RefSeq names its product TP53 target 5 (gene TP53TG5). NCBI's taxonomy places the organism in Eukaryota, Metazoa, Chordata, Lepidosauria, Squamata, Cordylidae. The transcript is spliced from 5 exons. Bases 114 to 692 code for a protein of 192 amino acids. The record is from RefSeq and is a predicted model, not a curated record.
AAAGGGACAGUAGCAUCCCAGCACCAGAGAGAGCAGCCACCUUUCUCUCAGCUAUCUUGCCUGUGUGCUACAGAUCCUACUGCUGAAGCUCUUGUUGAACCACCUGACGGAAUAUGAAGAACCUAGAAAAGAAGAAAGAAUGCCCCAAGAUCAACAUUGUGGAGAGUGGGGGAACUCACUCGAGCAAUUUGGCACACAUAAGGAGCCACCUGAGAAGGAUACUAAAAAAGUUGAUUCUGCUCAAGAUGCUCAAGAGCCAGAAGAAUCGCAGAAUCCAGUGGCUCUGUGACUUAGCCCACAAAUACCAGAAGAUGCUAGCACUUGGGGGCCCUCUGGACAUCCCAAUUUCCCCCUCAGGGAUGAAUGUCACCUCCGAGAAGCCUCCCAAUCCUGACGCAGACAUGGUUAGUGAGCCUGUCAUGGAUGUUGACGAGGUUACUCUUGACAAGGAGAUUGAUGCCAGUGCCACGUCUGAGCCACCCCUAGAGUCCACGUCUUCAGAACUGUACAAGGCUCUCUGCUUGAAAGGCCUGCCUCAGCGGCUUCACAUGCCUGCACCCAAGAUGCUCUGUAGACCAUCAACUUUGAGAUGGACCAAGCCUUGCUGCACCCGAUCAUGUUACGAGACUCUGGAGCACAUCUUCACUAUCCACUACUCAGAGUGUCCAGAUGCGCGUCCUAAACAAGACUGAUUGGACUGAUACUCAUUUCAGACAUUCUGAAGAUAUUGAGAGGAGCCUUGAAGCCAUAGAUCUAUUCAGUGUCCUAUUGUCUCAUAUUCCUUUGCAAUAAAGGGGAUAUUGAGCAUCCUUGGACUAAAACUUG